Molecule: messenger RNA, 1875 nt
Organism: Lytechinus variegatus (green sea urchin)
Lineage: Eukaryota; Metazoa; Echinodermata; Echinoidea; Temnopleuroida; Toxopneustidae
Product: beta-1,4-galactosyltransferase 5-like
Exons: 10
Coding region: 513-1736 (407 amino acids)
Biological process (GO): carbohydrate metabolic process
Molecular function (GO): UDP-galactose:glucosylceramide beta-1,4-galactosyltransferase activity
Source: RefSeq, a predicted model, not a curated record
CACACAGUCACGCGGGGAUGAAAGGAGAUCAUUUAAAAAAACGCACCGGAAACGAAGUGAGGAUCAUUAUUAGUGUCGCAUACCUAGUGCUUAAUUUGGCCCCGGUUAAUGUGAAUUAUUAUCAUACUUCGGCGAAAUUCUUCUGCGUGGCACGACAAGCGUAUGUGACUGAUUCAAAUUGAAAGUACCAUUUCUUUCUUGUUCGAUUACAUGAACUUAAUGAAUAUUAAACUCGACGUUUGGAUACAUAGAGAGAGGGAGGGGAAAUUCAAGAGAGAAACAAGAAAGGCGGACUGUGCUACGUGGUUAUUCUUCGCAAUAUUUUGAACGGAAUUUAUCUAAUGAAGGAAAUAUAAGCGGAAGCCUGCCAUUAGAGUACAAGUGGUGAAAAUAAUCAGGAUAUAAUUUGUCUAAUCACCAAAUGGAAGUACCCGGAUGUUCAAUAUAACGGCUUAUACACCAUCCGAAGACAACGUCGAAGGCAGGACAAUACACCUGGUUUACUCUCAAAUAUGAUAAGAAUCAUAUGGUCGUCGAGACGGCUUAUAUUAGCAUGGUGUUUGGCACUUAUAUUCACAAUCAUGAUUAGCGUGAGAACAACACCCCGACAUAUCACCAGGGCACGGACGAAAAAUCAAGAAAGUGAAGGUUUGAAUGUGAGUUCCUCCUUGCCUAAGGGGUGUCCUACGAUGGACUGUGCUUGUACUACUAGCUCAAGGCAGGAUGGACAUAAAAACCAGCCAUCAUCUGACGCAAAAUGUACUACGCAUUCAAGAUUUGAACUCAACAAAAGCUAUCAAGUCAAUGUAUCAAGUAUCGAUAUUGCAUCUAUCGAAGAUAUCGUAUUUGGUGACGAUCGUUCCUGCGCAGAAACGUACGUAGAGAGUGUAAGCGCAGCCUUGAUGACGUCAUCGUCUGAUAAAUUAACACCGUACUAUAAAAACCAUACAGCAUUCAUUGAGGCCGAAAAAGGCGGUAUACAAAUAGGAAAUUACACCUAUUCUCCAGGGGGAAGGUGGAAACCUACAAAUUGUAAGCCUAAAUGGAAGGUCGCAAUCGUCAUUCCAUAUCGGGACAGAUUGGAACAUCUCGGAAUUUUAUUACGUAAUCUUUACCAAGUAUUAACUCUUCAAAACCUUGAGUUUGGCAUCUUCGUGUCGGAACAGGCCAAUGAUAAUGUGUUUAACCGUGGUCUAUUAAAGAAUAUCGGAUACAUGGAAGCAACCAACUUUGGAUCGUGGGACUGUGUGAUAUUUCACGAUAUCGACCAGAUACCGAUGAGGGCGACAAACUGGUAUGGCUGCGACGAGAUGCCAAGACACUUGUGUGCGUACGCUGAAGAGCUUGGAUUCAAAUUACUCUACGGAAGCAUAUUUGGCGGAGUUGUUGGGUUAACAGCAGAACAGAUGAAGAAGUCAAAUGGAUAUUCCAAUGUUUACUGGGGGUGGGGUGCCGAGGAUGAUGACCUUCGAUCAAGACUCGCUAAAGUUGAAUAUAAAAUUCAUCGAGCCUCGGGCGAAGGCUACUACAAGACGUUGAAACAUAAGAAGAAGUCAGCAAGCCAAAUCUGCCCUGAAAGGUUUUGUUUGUUUAGUCGAUUUGCUGAACGAAUGGAGUGGGAUGGCAUUAACAAUACACGAUACACCGCCAACGUUACGCUCAAUCUACUAUUUACUCACAUAGCUGUUGACGCGAGGAAGGAGGACUGGAACAUAUUUCCUAAAUGCCAGAAGUAGUGGACUGGAGGGAGAUGACUAAAACACACUGACUUAAAAGUUGCUCGACUGGCAACUACACACUGCACAAACUCCGGUGUUGAUUUAACACCAGCCUGGAAUCUAUAUUUGUCCACACCAGAAAAGUGUUAACCAAUAC